GCAUCUCAAAGAUGCUAUGAUUCCUGAUCGGUAUAAUUCACUAUUUUAUUACUUCAGCUGUUGUGUAUUAUUCAUUUGUCACUCUUAAAUUAUUUAAAUUUGUGGAACUUUUUGCACGCAAUGAAGCCAUCUGUGUCGUCCAUCUUCUAUCUUAUGGAACAGUUGUAACAUUAAGUUUCAGAACUUUCGCAUAUUGCAUACGUCAUUUGAUACGGCGGCACGAAGCGAACGGCGAACAAGCUACUUGUUCAAGAGACGGUGAUCUGCCCGAAGUUUUUGCUGUCAUUUCACCGGUUCAUGCACCACUCUUUUAUUUUGCGCUUGCUCGAGAAUGUGUGUGUUAUCUGCACAAUAGUUUGGAAAGAUUGAAGAAUUUGCUCAAUGUUGUUUAUCGAUGCACAUUCCCAACUGAUGGUAGUUCUUUACAUGUUUUCGAAGAAGCCAGAGAUGGUGCCAAGCGGAAUAUUGUAAUCCGAGGGCAGGAUCCUAUAUUGGGUCAAUCAGAUUGUUCUGCAAUUGUUCAGCGCAUGGGGCCAGAAGUUACAGUUGCUAUAAUUGGAGCUCUAUUGGCUGAGCAACGAGUUAUCAUUGUUGGUGGCUCGGUACAAUGUGUUUGCCAUGCAGUUCAGUCAGUCGCUUGUUUAUUGCAUCCAUUUUCAUGGCCUUAUACAUUAAUCCCAGUUUUACCAGAUUCUUUGUUAGAAAUAGUAAAUUCUCCAACACCGUAUCUUAUGGGGUUAUUAAGGACAAACAUGUAUAAAUUGAAGCCUUUGGUUGUAAAGGACAAGAACCGACGUACUGAUGAUCUCACCCAGGAGGACCUUGUUAUAGUCGAUCUCGACGGCGGUAUAUUUGUGCCACAACUUACUGAAAUGUAUGCCGCAAAUGAGAAUGCUGAUUUUAAAGCAAAAAAUGCAUUCGCAUUAUGUGAAAAACUUUUGGUGCCCAGGAAGCUUGCAGUAAGUCUUGCCACCAAACUCAAAGAAGCUAUCGCUGUUGGUGAAGGCCCUCGUGCUGAUUUUUUGCUUCAAAAAGCAAUGCUGUCGUGGUUUGCAGCUCUAAUUUGGCCUUACAAAAGUUGUGGCUUCUAUGCUGCAUUUAUCGCCGAAUCAAAUGGUGAUUUUGAAUCCAUUCGAACUAGCAAAGCUCAGCUGGUCGCCUCACAUAGUUCUAAAUCUGCCCGACGCUUUACGGAAUGGUUUGUCGAAACUGGGAUUUUUCGUGAAUGGAUCCGUCGAAAGGUGACUAGUGUUUCGGAAAUGAACAACACGAUUCCGCAUAACGUGGAAAAUGUGGCAAAUCAGAAAUUCGACGAAUGCGUCAUUGCUGUAACUCCUCAAGUAUCCCAAAUGGGUGUGACUAAUAUAUUCGCAAAAGCACACAACCUUAUCUUUCGUUCUCAUUUGUUGAAGUUGUGAGCUUAAUAAGGCAAAACUCUGUACUGCUGAAUAAAAUAUUUAGGAA
Loa loa (African eye worm) is the source of this 1464-nucleotide messenger RNA. Its product is annotated as p70. The record is from RefSeq and is a predicted model, not a curated record. Bases 528 to 1418 code for a protein of 296 amino acids. NCBI's taxonomy places the organism in Eukaryota, Metazoa, Nematoda, Chromadorea, Rhabditida, Onchocercidae. The transcript is spliced from 8 exons.